AUGCCGCCAGCUGCAGAGUCGCAAACUAAGUAUAAUGGCUCUUCUCAGGAACAUCAGUUGGCGAAGUAUCAAGCCGCUAUAAAUGCAGCUGCUGCUUCAUCGGUUGCUGCAACUUUAGCUGCUGGUUCAGCCUCAGGGCCAAAGUUCAAACAGACGGGGCCAAAUAAAUCUCUUCGGCAGCGAAUCAAAGAACAACAGAAAGCUUCACAUGCCCUGGUUAAAUCCGAGCGAGAUGCCGUGGUCAAUAAUAAGAACUCUUUUAUAUCAGCGGCUGCUAGUGCAGCCUCUGCUUCUGCUUCUGCUGCCGCUGCUGCUGCGAAAAAGAACGUGGACACUGCUCAAGCUUCUCCAAAGGCUACAAGUUCUAAUUCAAGACAUUCUGCGCCCAGUUCGAAGACAACUAGUAGUAAUUUGAGGGGCACUGGUGGCUCAAGUGACAUCAACAACAAGGAUUCUACCGCUAUAGAACAGGUUUUGGCAGCUACUUCUGCGCCAUCAACGACUGCAAAUGCAGUCAAUACAUCGACAGAUUCGUUAAAUUCGCAAAUGAAUGGAUCUGCUAAAGCGGCCCUUUUUGCAUUCAAUAAAACCCGUCAAGAUCCUGAAGACCAGAAUGCCAGUACAGAAGCAUCGACAGCGGCUGCUGCUGCAACUGCUAAUUCCUUAAUGGUGUUGCCUGCCAUUGAACCCACUAAUUCUAGGCAAUCUACGACGUCUGUUUCAAUAGCUGAUACAGACUCCCUUUACAAUAUUGCUGAUAACACCGACAACAUUAAUACCGGAAGCAAACAUACUAAUGAUGAGACGAAACCAGGAACUAAUUCUCGUAUCAGUUUCCGAGAUAGAAUAUUGAGUGGAUUCCCAUCUUUUAAUUUAACGGAAAACGAGAAGCAUCAUACCAGUUCUAACACAGCGGUACUUGAUCCCACUGCAACUGCCAAUGUAGCAGCGGCUGCAGCUGAGGCUGCAGCUGAGGAAGCUCAUAUUCUUCCACAUAGUUCAAUAAAAGGUCACGGAACGAAUGAACCUAAUAAACACCAUUCUGCCCCUAAUUCAGGGGAGAUAAACUCUCACGAAGAUUCACAUUCGACUACCAUACCCUCAUCAGCACAAACGGGAUUCUCAUUAACACGAGCGGCAAAAGAAGCCGCUAAGAAAGCUGGGGCGACAAAUAAACCACUUUCUGUUACCGCACUCCCACCUUCUAGCGAUGCCGGGUCUAUUGCUUCAACCACACCUCCACCACUUCCUGCGGGAACCACAGCGGGUUCUGCACUAGCUGCUGCUAUGGCUGCAAGAACUACUGUUGUAGAUAUGUUUGAAAAGAUUGAUAAUGAUGUCAAUACUAAACAACAGAGGCAUACCAGGAAGAGGAAGAGAUUAUAUCAACCAGCAGCAAGAUGGACCCGUUCGACCCUUCCGACUGCUACAACAAUGGCAACGACGACGACGACAACAACAUCGGCUGAUACCACUCAUAGGGCCGCUAAAGAAUAUGUGGCACCUGCUCCUCAGCGACCAUCUGCAUCUAUACUAGCAGCUGCUAACUGGAUGGAUAAUAUGAAAAGCGACAUGAGUGGUUCCGAGCGAUCUCAGAGUCCAGAUAGAGGACGCAAAAUGACCCAAAGUCCAGUGGUAUCGACACGAACGUCAACCUCAUUAUCUCGGCCUAGGACAUUCCACGAGGAAAUGUCGCUGUCUGAAACAUUAUUGCUGCCAUACGCCUGGGAAAAAGAAUACAGAAAUCAUAGUUCCGAUAGCAUUGGUACCGGGAAAGCUACUAGGAAUUCUAGUAGUCCGACUGGAUCGCCCGUGCUCCCUUCGCCACGAGAACCGCCACGUCGUACCUUAUCAAGGUCACCAAAUACCUAUAGUGGAGCGUCUACAGCCACCGUAGGUUCCAAUGGACCAAUCCAUCCUGAUUACUUCAGCUAUAAAAACUUCACACCAUCUUCAGGAGGCUCUAGUGGCAGCGGGUAUACAGUCAACUCAUCAACAGCAGACUCGCAGGGACCUCAUGCUACACGAGUAUCACAUUCUCUGGGAGAAGGAUCUAAUUCCAAUGUAUCUCUGUCUUCGACCCUUCGAGUUCCAACACUACCACGGCCCGCAACGCAUACAGCAGGCACUCUAGGCUUAGCGCCAUCUAAAUCACCAAAUACCUCAGGGGGCUCUUUUUUUAGUCGAUUCUCGAGAAAAGCUCGUCCGGAGAGACCAGCUCCAGCACCUCCAACUACCAACCUCAAAAUCACAAUGCGUAAGGAGCAUAAACACAGAAAUUUUAAUGAAGACAAGCCAUGGAAACAUCAUAUGGACGCAGUGACUCUGACCGACCGAGAGAAAAAACGGUAUGAAGGAAUCUGGGCUACCAACAAGGGCGUUCAUUUGAAAUAUCUUUAUGAACCUGAUGAAAGUGAUGAAGAAGAAGAUGAUGACGAGGCUGAGGUUAAAAAGGAAAAUUCCGAUCCUGAAAGUGGAAUAGAUCACAGAGCUUCUUUAGAUCUUGAUGAACGGAAUCCAGCAGAGGAUAUCCAUGGAAUAAUGGUUCGUGAUAUUUGGCGGAGAAGUCGAUUGCCAGAUUCACUUUUAGAACAAAUCUGGGAUCUAGUUGAUAGACACCAUGAUGGUACACUAGAUAGAGAAGGAUUCCUUGUUGGAAUGUGGCUCGUCGACCAAUGCUUAUAUGGCCGCAAGCUUCCAAAUACUAUUAGUGACAAAAUUUGGAGCUCGGUUGGUCGACUUAAUGUUAAAAUAAGACUGCAUAAGAAAGAGAUCAAGAAAGAGGAUAAAAAAGAGAGAAAGAAGAAGAAAAAAGGCGAAUAA
This is a messenger RNA of Sugiyamaella lignohabitans, 2823 nucleotides long. RefSeq names its product Irs4p (gene IRS4). Lineage: Eukaryota; Fungi; Ascomycota; Dipodascomycetes; Dipodascales; Trichomonascaceae. The transcript has a single exon. Gene Ontology annotation, molecular function: protein binding. Bases 1 to 2823 code for a protein of 940 amino acids. The record is from RefSeq and is a predicted model, not a curated record.